AUGGAUGAGCCAAGAUCGAUAUCAUUGACGAUCGCUAAAAUACAGGAACAGAUUAACGCUCGAGACAUUCCGUGCAAUGUCAAUAAAGAUCAGCAACAACAGGAAGAGUGUGAGACAACUACAAUCGUCCCAUUGCGAGUACGAGUCGACGAUGAUAUGCAAAGUGAGACUUUGCUAGAAUUUGAAUGCGACUGGACGCCAGGUAUUGGCGGCUCUGUCUGGACUAGUGGCGAGCUUUUAGCAGCACAUUUGGAGCUGCAACGAGAGUAUUAUCGGUCAAUCUUUGAUGGUGCCCGUAUUGUGGAACUAGGCAGUGGAACAGGUUACGUUGGUCUUAUGAUUGCUUCCUGCUUUAAGCCAGCAUACGUGUAUCUGACAGAUCUACAGACGCACAUCCGUGGGUUAUGUCGUAAUGUCGAGCGCAACGCUGGGGCAGUGCGGUCUGGUGUACAGGUGCACGUCUUGGAGCUGAGCUGGGGAUCGCUGGAGCAGGAGACGAAUCUGCUGGAGUUGUUCACUAGUACGGAUCAUGACUCGGACAACCAUAAAGCUGCACAGAUAGAUGUCAUCCUGGGUACUGACGUGGCGUACCAGCAAGAACUGUACGACCCCUUGCUGCACACGAUGAACCGCUUGGCGACAUCGCGCACGUUAAUUCUUUUAGGCUUGAAUCGUGCCGAUACCGAGUUUACGUUCUUUCGACAACUUGAGCGCCAUGGCUUUGAGUACUACAGGAUCCCGGAUUUUAAGCUACCGAAGGAGUAUUGGGGCCACGAGUUCGGGCUGUUUGAGAUCCGCCGCCGACCUGACCAAGCAAGUUGA
Messenger RNA from Peronospora belbahrii, 822 nucleotides. The record is from the annotation of a GenBank genome assembly. Lineage: Eukaryota; Oomycota; Peronosporomycetes; Peronosporales; Peronosporaceae.